GAUUCGUGGAGUUGUGGGGUUGGCUCCUCCAAGUGGCUGAACUGAAGGGAGGGGAGAAGGUGGGCGUGGACCUUUUAAAAGAACUCCGCCACGCGCCGUUUCAACGGACGCCUGACUGGGAUUGGCUGAGCUGCCGGAGCUUCCUUCCCCUACUGUCCAAUCCCCGAGGAGAACUUCCUGGAGGCUUUUUCUCUUUCUCCUCCACGCUCCUCUCACUCCAGUAGGGCAGAGGAGAGGCGGGGGCGCGCCCGAGUCCGAGGAGCCGGAGCCAGAAGCUGCGGAGCCAAGAAGAGAGCGAGAAGGAGGAGCAGUCGGGAGAAGUGACCGCACCUGGGCUGGUUGGCAGCAGCUGCCCCAAUGAGGCUCCGCAAACCCUGCCUGCUGGUCCUCCUCUUGGGACUGGCCCAGCUGCUGGUGCUGGCGAGCGCCCACGAAACGGGCGAGGAUUCUUUUAUUAAAGAUGAUGCCAUUGAUGAAGAAGAGGAGGAGGAGGAAGAUUAUGAUGAAGACGAAGAAGAUGAUUCUGAAGUGAAAGAAGACAAUGGGGUCCUGGUCCUGAAUGACGACAACUUUGACACCUUUGUGGCUGACAAAGACACUGUAUUACUGGAAUUCUAUGCUCCGUGGUGUGGUCACUGUAAGCAGUUUGCUCCAGUAUAUGAAAAAAUAGCUAAGACCCUUCAAGAGAAUGACCCUCCUAUUCCUGUUGCCAAAAUUGAUGCAACAGCAGCAUCUACAUUAGCAAGCCGAUAUGAUGUGGGAGGCUAUCCCACCAUCAAAAUCCUGAAGAAGGGGCAAGCAGUGGAUUAUGAUGGCUCAAGAACAGAAGAUGACAUUGUUGCUAAAGUCAAAGAGGUUUCCCAACCCAACUGGACCCCUCCACCUGAAGUGACCCUGGUUCUUACCAAAGAUAACUUCGAUGAAGUAGUGAAUGAUGCAGAUAUCAUUUUGGUGGAGUUCUAUGCUCCUUGGUGUGGGCACUGCAAGAAACUUGCUCCAGAAUAUGAGAAAGCUGCAAAAGAACUCAGUAAACGUUCUCCACCCAUUCCCUUAGCUAAAGUAGAUGCCAUCGAAGAAACCGAGCUGGCCAAGAGGUUCGAUGUCACUGGAUACCCAACUCUGAAGAUCUUCCGAAAGGGGAAAGCUUUUGAUUACAGUGGCCCACGAGAAAAAUAUGGUAUUGUGGACUACAUGAUUGAACAGUCUGAACCUCCAUCCAAAGAAAUUCUGGCUGUGAAACAAGUCCAGGAAUUCCUGAAGGAUGGAAAUGACGUUAUCAUCAUUGGCGUCUUCAAAGGUGCUGAUGACCAAGCUUACCAGCUCUAUCAGGAAACUGCAAACAACAUGAGGGAAGAUUACAAAUUUCACCAUACUUUCAAUGAUGAAGUUGCAAAAUUCCUGAAAGUCUCUUCUGGAAAGUUGGUUGUGAUGCAGCCAGAAAAAUUUCAUUCUAAGUAUGAACGAAAAAUCAAUAUUUUAGACAUUAAGGAAUCCACUGAAGGAGCUACCAUCAAGGAUCAUGUGGUGAAGCAUGCUGUGCCAUUAGUCGGUCAUCGAACAACGGCCAAUGAUGCCAAGAGAUAUGCUAAGCGGCCUCUGGUGGUUGUCUAUUACACUGUGGACUUCAGUUUUGACUAUAGAGUUGCUACUCAGUAUUGGAGGAACAAGGUGUUGGAAGUCGCUAAGGACUUCCCUGAAUACACAUUUGCCAUUGCUGAUGAGGAUGACUAUUCUUCUGAAGUAAAGGACUUGGGACUUAGCGACAGUGGUGAAGAGAUCAAUGUAGCGAUCCUAGCUGAGGGUGGCAAGAAGUAUGCCAUGGAACCAGAGGAAUUUGAUUCCGACACUCUGAGAGACUUUGUGCUGGCAUUCAAAAAAGGCAAACUAAAGGCAAUCAUCAAAUCCCAGCCUGUGCCCAAAAACAACAAAGGGCCUGUAACGAUUGUGGUGGGUAAGACAUUUGACUCUAUAGUGAUGGACCCCAAGUCAGACGUCCUCAUCGAGUUCUAUGCCCCCUGGUGUGGACACUGUAAGCAGCUAGAACCUGUGUACACCGAAUUGGGGAAGAAGUACAAGCAUCAGAAAAACCUGGUCAUAGCGAAGAUGGAUGCCACCGCCAACGAUGUGACCAACGACCACUACAAAGUGGAAGGAUUUCCCACCAUCUAUUUUGCUCCUCGCACAGACAAAAACAACCCGAUUAAAUUUGAAAAUGAGAAGAGAGAUUUGGAGCACUUGAGUGCAUUUGUAGAAGAUCACAGCACAAAACUGAGCAGGACCAAAGAAGAACUUUAGAGGCCAAGAGGAGGAAAGGAAAGGCCGUGGAUACACUGUAGUUUUCCAAUGAAAGGUUGCCGGAUGGGGAGUCAAAUGAGCCUUGUGAGAAGAGGGGGUUUGGGUGUCUAAGCAGUUGCAGUAUCUGAUUUUUUUUAUUUCACAUUGCGUUACAGACAUGGGACGGACAUAAAUGCCUCAUGAUAGUGUGGUUCAGAUAUUUAAGGAAAAUACAUUAUUUUUGUCAUUA
Dromiciops gliroides (monito del monte) is the source of this 2524-nucleotide messenger RNA. It is a transcript of the gene PDIA4, whose product is annotated as protein disulfide isomerase family A member 4. NCBI's taxonomy places the organism in Eukaryota, Metazoa, Chordata, Mammalia, Microbiotheria, Microbiotheriidae. Gene Ontology annotation, biological process: response to endoplasmic reticulum stress; protein folding. The record is from RefSeq and is a predicted model, not a curated record. The transcript is spliced from 10 exons. Gene Ontology annotation, cellular component: endoplasmic reticulum lumen; cell surface; endoplasmic reticulum. Bases 358 to 2295 code for a protein of 645 amino acids. Gene Ontology annotation, molecular function: protein disulfide isomerase activity.